This is a messenger RNA of Haliotis rubra (blacklip abalone), 3287 nucleotides long. RefSeq lists its product as uncharacterized. The coding region runs from base 684 to 3023 and encodes 779 amino acids. NCBI's taxonomy places the organism in Eukaryota, Metazoa, Mollusca, Gastropoda, Lepetellida, Haliotidae. The record is from RefSeq and is a predicted model, not a curated record. The transcript is spliced from 15 exons.
CGUUACAACAAGGCAGCACCUGCUAAGUAUUGUAUAUUCCACUGAGUUGUAUCUCAUCUGAUUCUCAACUGACUGUGGAGCCCGCUCAAUCAGGGAGCAUUUAUUAUUCACAAGCAAAGUUACGCGGAAACAGCAGAUUAAUUAUGAAUGUGGGCCUCCGUUGAGGAUCUUCUCUCCCAUACAUAUAAACAGCAACUGGACCCAUCCUGCAAGUGUGUCCUUGGCCCGUCUUGACCAGGUGAAGACCACUGUCUAUAACCUUGGCCUUGCUGACCCGCGUGACCUCAAGGCUCCAUCUGUGUAUGAUCGUAACCGUAGAAACCAGUUCCUGUCAGAAAUCGGGACAGACCCGCCGUUGUCAACAGUAAACCUACAGAAGAAUGCAUGGGGAAGUAACUCAUCCAUCCCAGAUCUGAUCAAACAUCAUAGCGAGGCCACAAAAGCCCCGACCAGGAAACGUCCCGCCAGCGCCAAGACCACUGGAUGUACUCGCCCCCUAGCGGCAGGAAGAACCGACCACAGAGUGCCAAAGACUUGCCGCCGACGGCACCGCCAGUGAACCAACAACCAUUGCAGUGAAAGGGUCUAAGUAUGAUCCAAACGGGCGCCCCCCACGCAGACCGGCUGUGGGGUCGGCGACCGGGAUUGGAUGGGUUGGCCCACCUGCCGGACUGCGCAUCGACAUGGACAUGAUCAACCCCAACAUCGCUGCAGAUUCACACACAACCAUUGAGUCAGAAUAUGGUCACUAUGAGUUCUCCAACAGUGGAGCGCCCCCUGCCCCAUGUGUGUCACCAGAACCAGGGGAGGGCACUCUGGAUAAUGUCAGUGAUGUCGAGUCUCUGCAAUGUGAGAGUCAGAAAUCCUACCUGCUGCGAAAGCCAACACCGGAACCCAUCCAUUUGUCUCUGCCUAAAGCUGAAGAUGAGGAGGCAGACAUGGAUGAGCUGGACACUGAGAGACUGCUCCGUGAGGCUGAGAGUCACACAAACACCACUACCACCAAACCAAACCGACACGUCAAGUAUAACGAGCGCUCGGGAAUUUCUUACAUCAACACGCAGCCCGCAGACAACUCGAACCUGUCACCUCAUGACGAGGAACAGGUUUCUGGGAGAAGGAGUCCAAGUUUGUAUGAUGUGAAUGCCCGCACUCUGCCAGCGUCUCCAACGACAGCCACUCCCGUGCAGCACAUGAGUCGGCUAAACGUGCGGAGUGCAGGUCGUGCUGGAGUGCUCAUUAGGGAGGAUCGUAACGUCACCGUUGACAUCACCCCAAGGAACGCGGGACGGAAGGUGGCAAGUCUUUCUGCGGGCAGGAGGGGAAUGGCUAAAAAGAAAUUUUCACGUGCUGAUUACAGUCAUGUGAGAAGUCGGAUUAAUUCCGGUAUUGAUUCGUCUACGAUGCUAGUCGAGAAAAAGAUGGUGCAGGGUGAUACUGUCACUCAUGAUUACGACAAACUUGGCCUUGAACUUGAUGUGAGACCAGUGGCUCGAAACCAUGUCCCAGCUCCUCCUGUUGUCCCCACGGUAACAGUUCGCUACGAUGACACCGAAAGCGAUAAAAGCAGCACCCAAGAAACACAGGAAAAAAAGAAAAAGAUUCGUAAAGAAAUUGAUUUAAUUACCAUGGUAUCUCAAGUCAGUUUGACAGAGAGUGAAGACAACAAUGAAGAUGACGCGGACGAGAAAUCAAGCAUUCUCUCCGUGAACAAUACCAAUAAUUCACAUCUACGUAAAAACAUCACUAAAUUUCUACAUCCACCAUCUAACCCAAAGCUAUACAAAUCUCAAACGGAAAAGAAUUACUAUGAAGUGGCGAUGAGAACCGACCGGGGUAAAUCUCCAGAGCGGAACUGCAGUGAGGAGAAGGAGAAUUUUGUCUACAAAACCAUCAAGACAUUUGAGUUCGACGACAAUAUGCCAGUGGAGAAGACUGAACGCAGUAUCAUUCCUGGAACUCUCAUCACCAGCACCAAACCGAGGGAGAAGCUGGCCGUGGCCGUUGACUAUCUGGAACAGAAGAGGAUGUCUCCCAGGAACAGUGCUGUAUCUAUCAAGGUUCCCGCCAAGCCUAAGGAGCCGGAACCUGAACCAGAGCCACCCGCCCCGAGUCUUGGGUUCGCCUCUCUGUCCCCAGAGGACCUCGAGAUCCUUGCUAAGGCUGCAGCCAAGUCAGAAGAAAAGUUCAACAGUAUGUUCCUGGCGCCUCCGGCUCCCCAACGUCGUGGAAGGUCAGCCAACACAAAGCGAGUAAAACACAAGCCAGAACCCACAGCUGAUGAAAAUAUCAUCAAGGUUCACACAGAGAGCGUCAUCUCCCUCAGCAUGCAGACAGAUGCAGAGGACAACACGAUGCUCCGGCCGACCUCCUGCCUUGUCACCUCGGACAGGAAACUGAAUGCUGACACUCGCAGGAUCCAGUCUGCCGCUACAGCAGAGAGAGGUCCUCGCUCCAGUAAAAAGCGGUACGCCAACUACUCACAGACCAACCUGUCCCGGAAGAAGGAGAGCUGGGACCCAGACAGCGUCAUCUACAUCAACACCAAGAAGCCGUCACAUGACCUAGAGACGGAGGAGAACCUGGCGUGCCAGGAGAUGCACACACGAAUGGCAGAGCUGGGCUGCAAUGUCAAGCCGGAGACGCUUGAGAGAGCGCUGUUCCCACCUACAGGAAAGACCCUGUACUACGAUCUCCCGUCCGAGCUGCCCAUGUCACCAUCUGAUGGGCUUUUAAGUCACCCAAGAUUCUGGCUGCCUAAAGAAUAUAAUAAGUUCAAACUAGCAGAAAAACAAUUAGCGAGGGCUGACCACCUCCUGUGGUUACAGAAGCGAGACGAAGACAGGCGCACCAAGAGUGCCAUGGAGCUGAAGACACCAGGGAAAAGAAGAAAAAGAAAGGGAAAACCAAAGGGAAAAAGAAGGGAAAAUCAUCCAGGAGUAAUAGCAUUUGUUAGCAGUACCUGGAUCACAGCACCUCACUCCAACAGUAGAGGGAGAAGAAAUAUAAACAUGGCACCCUAAGACUCCGGUCCAGUACUUGGUGAUGGCCGUAGUUCAAAGCCUCAUCAGGUGCUGUUAGUGGUAUUUGUACUUGCAUAGAUUGGUUACAGCCACUGAGUAGAGUAUAUAUUUGACCAGUAGUAUUAAGGUUGGCUGGCAUGAUGGAGUCUUGGACCAGCAUAUAAAAGUGAUACACAUUAAGGGCAGUGUCUGAAAUAGUUUCCAAAUCUUGCUAUUCAGUCGGGCAAGCUAUGCCUGAAAGUUACUAGCCCACAAGAUAAUUCA